Messenger RNA from Gaeumannomyces tritici R3-111a-1, 1777 nucleotides. RefSeq lists its product as hypothetical. Gene Ontology annotation, molecular function: zinc ion binding; DNA-binding transcription factor activity, RNA polymerase II-specific. Gene Ontology annotation, biological process: regulation of transcription by RNA polymerase II. The transcript has 3 exons. Lineage: Eukaryota; Fungi; Ascomycota; Sordariomycetes; Magnaporthales; Magnaporthaceae. Bases 258 to 1703 code for a protein of 481 amino acids. The record is from RefSeq and is a predicted model, not a curated record.
UCGAGGCUUCUCAAACAGUAUCUCGCAUCACCCUUGACAUUUGCGCGUCAGGUUUAAACGAGACAGAGGCUCUACUCACAACUGACUUGACAACCUGGACUGGAAGCGCAAUUGUCUCCACAAAUAUUGCCUGCAAAUAGGUAGGCGCUUAGCCCUGCUGGCCCUGCAAGGGAUAGACUAGGCUAGGCUGCAUUACAAGGAUUCGACACUGCCACUGCAGAAUGACGCUAGCACUCGUCUAGUUCGCCUCAGAGACUAUGCCCGACGAGAAGCCCUACCACGCAAAACGCCCGCAUCGCAAGUCUAGGGCCGGCUGCAUCAGCUGUAAGCAGCGCCGCGUCAAGUGCUCUGAGGACAAGCCCCGCUGUAGGGCCUGCACUCUGCGCAAGGAGGACUGCCGAUACCCAUCAGCUACCUCUGCCGAAGCCAGCGGCGGCCACCAGCGCUCGCCCAGCACCGUCCGUUCCGAAGACAAUCAUGAUUCCUCGGCCGAACGGCCCCGGCAGCGCCCGGCAACCGGCACCCUCGUCAGCCCCCCGGAGAGCCCCGCCGACAGCGAGCCUGAGUCAUCUGGUUGGGAGCUGCUCGAGUGGGAGCCCGAGCCGGACCCCUUACCAGCCCCUGUCUCUGAGCUCAUGCCCCCGGCCACGUUUGCUUCCGGCGUCGACGACAUGAAGCUGAUGUGGUUCUACACCGUCAGGACAUUCACGUCCUUCUCUGUCGAAGCCGGCUUUAUUCCGGACAUUCACAACAUGUUGACCAUCACAAUACCGCAGUACGCGCUCGGCAGCCCUUUUCUGUUGAACGCGCUGCUUGCCAUCUCAGCCUUCCAGAUGGACGCCGAGUCUGGCGACAAGAUCCCCGAGUCCCGCAUCAUGACGUACCGCACAAAGGCCGUCCAGGGCUACCGGCGUGCCGUCGUCGAGGCCAGGUCCGAGACCUUCCCCGCCCUCAUCGUGAGCUCACUCUUCCUCUGCGUCCUCUCCAGCCAGGACUUCCGCGAGCCCGACGCCAAGCCCUUCUUCAUCCUCGACUGGAUCGUCGUGUGGAGGGGCAUCGGCAUCAUGACGGAGCUCGUCACGCGCCAGACCCUCGUCGACACGGGCUUGUUCCUGCUCUUCUCGCGACCGCGAACCGACCGCGACGAGGGCGCCAUGCACACCCCGGGGAACCUCCUCUUCAUGGUCGCCUCCAUCCCCGAGGGCGACCCGGACUGCGAGUUCCGCGACUCCUACUACGACACCAUCAAGGUGCUGGGCGCCCUCUACAUGGACCUCAAGGCCGGCUACGGCCCCGUCAUGGAGCUGCGCAUCAUCACCUUCUUCACCUUUUUGCCCGGGCCUUUCGUCGAGGCCGCCAGGCUCAAGCGCCCGCGCGCCCUCGUCAUCAUCGCCUACUGGCUUGCCUUCUCCAAGCUCUCGCGCGUGUGGUGGAUGCAGGGCAUCGCCCGGAACGAGAUCUGCCACAUAGACCGCCACGUCGGCGACGAGUGGGCCGCGCUCAUGCAGGUGCCGCUCGCCGCCAACAAGCUCGACGACGCCACCGAGAUCGGCCGGCUCCUUCUCGGCAACCAUGCCUGGACCCCGGUCGAGCACUCGCUCUCCGACCUGGCUGCUGACAAGAAGCCAACUCUUGUAUAUGACGACGGCGGGCUGGCCAUCGACGUACUAGCUCUGCGCCGUUUCGGCAACGAGCCGCAGUGACCAUAUGGGUACUACAAACCUAUCUAAAUAAUAAAGUCUUUGGUAACAAUAUAAAUAAACAUUUAGAAGCUAGA